Blepharisma stoltei is the source of this 579-nucleotide messenger RNA. Lineage: Eukaryota; Ciliophora; Heterotrichea; Heterotrichida; Blepharismidae. The record is from the annotation of a GenBank genome assembly.
AUGGAUUCUGUUUUUCGUACUCCUCAAGUCCACGUUAUUGGCGAAAUCAUAGGUGCAAGUGGCUUUGCUUCAACUAAAGUAUAUGCAAGAGUAACCACAAUAUAGUGGCGUAUGAAUGUUGGUCAUGAUUGAAGGCUCCUAUCAGGAAUUGAUAAUGGUGAAACUUUCUAUGACUGUACCGAAGUAAUUGCCAAUUAGCACGUCGAAGAUAUCUCUGUAUUUGAGCAUCCUUUAGAUUUACAUUAUGCUUGUAAAACGAUUUCUGGCUGGCCAAAAUUUGACGUAGAAGUAUGAACAGUUGAUACACAUGGCCGACAUUCUAUUGCAGGCUAUGGCUGUCUUACACUCCCAAUGUCCCCUGGACAAUAUGAACUCGACGUCCUCUUGUGACGACCAGAAGGCGGAAUAUAUGAAAAACUCACAAGUUUCUUUUUAUCUGCAAACCCUGAGCUUGUACACAAAAACAUGGUAAUCUCAGGCAACGACAGGUUUGGCCUGCAGACAAUAUCAACUGGAAAAGUGAUGCUGAGGGUAGGAGUCAUUGUAAAAGAUUUUAAUUUGCAUGGAGUUUUAAUGUAA